ACUCGGUACAUCGUACUGCUGUGCUUCACCAAGUUUCUGAAAGCUGUGGGGCUGUUCGAAUCCUACGACCUUCUGAAAGCGGUCCACCUCGUGCAGUUUAUCUUCAUCGUGCAGCUGGGGUCUGCAUUUUUUAUGGUUUUGUUUCAAAAACCAUUUUCUUCUGGUAAAGUGGUAACUAAGCGUCAG
This is a messenger RNA of Apaloderma vittatum (bar-tailed trogon), 186 nucleotides long. RefSeq names its product zinc transporter 5-like. The record is from RefSeq and is a predicted model, not a curated record. NCBI's taxonomy places the organism in Eukaryota, Metazoa, Chordata, Aves, Trogoniformes, Trogonidae. The transcript is spliced from 2 exons. The annotation marks the transcript as partial.